GGCGGUUAUGAUUACUACUUCGCUACUGAAACAGGGAUGUGAAUAUGUCCAACUUGGUUUAUUAAUGUAUCAUGGAUUCCCAGUGGGAGGUUUUCAACCAUUCAGGUUCAAUUCCUGACCAUCCUUAUCUUCCUAGUGUUUCUAAAUCUGUUUAUAUAUUGGGCUGUAAGUAUGACUCUUUAGAUGAUAGGGAGGAAAUUGCACGUCACCUAAAGUCUCGACUAUGGAUGACUUACCGAAAGGGUUUCUCCCCAAUUGGCAGUCGAAAUGGUCCUAAAUCAGAUGCUGGAUGGGGUUGUAUGCAUCGCUGCGGACAAAUGAUUCUUGCUGAAGCCAUGUUAAGAUUUCACCUCGGACGAACGUGGAAAUGGAGUCCUGAACAAGAAAGCCCGGAAUAUUAUCGUCUUCUACAAAUGUUUCAAGAUCGACGGUCUGCGCUUUAUUCCAUUCAAACUAUUAGUAAAUAUAAUACUUUUCCUUGUUUUAUAAAAUCGUGGUGUACUACUAACUUGUUUAAGGUAUUUGUCGCCAGUAUUUGUAAAACAACUAAAACUUUACCAACUGAAUAAUAUAAAUCACGUUACUUAAGUACAUAAACUUUAAAUAGGCUCUCUUUACGAACACCAUCGGUUGAGUUAUAGCUUAUGGUGAAUUAUCAUUCAAAUCAUUAACCUAAAGUGGUAUUCGUUGGAGUUCCUCACUUUCCUCCUUUAUACCUAAUUUUGUCAUGGAUGUUCAUUUAUCAACUUAGGAAUUUCACCAGCUUUGAUGGAAUAAUCUUUUGACAAAUUUUCUGCACGGAUUCACAAAGCUCUCCUGGUUCUCGCAAAAUUACAUAAUUUAUGGCGUAAGCGAAAUGCCAGUCUUCUAACCUAAGCGGGAGUAUACCACCUAUAAAUCUACUCUUCGGCUGCAAAAUAUGGUCCAUGAAGAUAUAAGACAGGUUACCGAUAGAACUUUAAGCAUCGAUUUCUUCGAAGCAGCGAUCUUUUUUCAUGAAAUGACUGGGUGAAUAGUGUUGGAGUUAGGCAAGUAUGGUAAAUCGACUGAGAUGAUUAGAACAUAUUUUACGUAUCUCCAAUUACCCUGCGCGUCGAUGGGUAUUAUUUGUUAGUGUAGAAGUCAUUUGAAAAAGAACCAGAGACACCCAAAUCAAGAUGUAGCAACAGUCCAUAAAGUUAUUGUCUGUUGGUAGGUGGAGACUACGUGGUUAAAGUCGACGCGAUAACUGCAAUCAGUGGCUGAAGACGUUAAGUGAUAUGACUCAGAGUCAGCUACAAUGGGGCAGAUGCAUCUACAUUUUUCUCAACAUUCUGAAUUCCAUUAUUCCUUGAUACAUAAUUUUUCAUUAUUAUUAUCGUUAUUAUUAUUAUUAUUAUUAUUAUUAAAUAAUAAUAAUAAGAAGAAGAACCUCAUUCUCAAUUAUUAGUCUUUCUCAGUGUCGUCACUACGUUACUUCAACUCUGUUAUUGCACUUGUUUUUUUAUCUGGUCGUAUUGAUAUGGUUUGGUAAUGUGAAAUAAAGCAUGAUUGUGUCAGGUUCUCCGUUGGUUAUGACUGGGUAAUCAUAUUUAGAUUUAUCUAGUAUUCUGAAAGCUAUUCUAUCUAGUCUAAACCGACCAUUAAAGUAACUAAAGUGGAUUUGAACCUCUGAUUAUUUGAUCCUCACUGCUUAAUAGUUUCAUAAAAAUAAUUAUUAUUGGUCACUCCUCAGGUACUAUUUGAUAUGGUGUACAAUCUAAUAAAGUAUGGGGUUGUCAAAAUAAAGUUUAUAAAUUCGGUACUAAACACAUGAUUAAUAUAUUCAAAUUAUUUCCUAAAUCUCGUUUCAUAGGAUUCGUUCCAUGAAUAAACAUUAACGUUUACCAGUCUGAACAUGUAGAUGUCUGUUUUAUGCAUACUAGUUACACAAACCUUUCUGGUGAUACGAAACUACUUUUUUGGUUACUUCAAAUUAAUCCUUGUUAUAGACUAAUCAACAGCUAUUUCAAAAAUGAUUGCAAGUAUACUUCUGUUUAAGCUUUGUAUACAAUUAAGUAUCUAUAACCUAGUACAUAUAUUGUGCUUUUAAUUUGGGCUUUCAAGAUAAAUACAAAUUCUUUAAAGUUCCAUAACUCAGUGUAGACUUCUAGAUAUGAAUCAACGUGAUGAUAAUCUCUAUCUGCCAAUUAUAGGCUCAAACCCUGUGAAGAAUAGCUAGUAUACUUCUGGUAGACUUUACAAACUGUCAUUCUAAAUAUAUCUUGCAACUAAAUAUAUCCUAUUAAAAUGACUUUAUUCAGCGCUUAAACAAAAUGAAUUGGACUUCACCCCAUUGCACAAGUUAGUGGCUAUCUAAACUCAGUAGCUAAAUGGGUAAUGCAAUGACGUUUGAAGCAAAUGGUACUGGGUUCGAGUCCCGGAGUAUAUAUCAAAUCUGGGAUGCAGGUCCAUCCUACUGACGAGUCCCAAAUCGGACGAAACGCGUGUCCUGGAUCCCUCUGCUAGCCAGCAUCUAUCUUUGCUUAUAAUGCUUGUGGAUUAAGGUAAUAUCAAGCGAAUACGCACAGUGUGCACAUAUGCCAAUAAGUGACUGAUCAAUUGCAGUCUUAAACGUCAAUGGGAAGAUUCAAGUAACCACCAUAAAAGUGAACUAGAGAAACUAUGUUUUUUAUCAAUGAAAUGUUCAACGUAUACUUGCUGAUUGUUUUGAAAAACAACCGUUUUUGUCUUGUUGAGACUCAAUAAAACAGUGCUUCUUCGACCUCCACAAAAUGUAUGCCUUCAUAGAACUUAAAAUCCGUGCCAGUCACUGCCUCUUUUAGAAACCUUAUUCCUAAAGUAUUUGAAGUCGUGAUCACCCUCUCUUGUAGUAUACAACGAUCAUACUGCCAACUGUUGAUUUUGUUUUAUUAAAUAACAAUGGAUUACUAAGUAAAAGAAUGCAAUUCGGAAAUCUCGUGUUCUGUUGAUAGCCAAACUUUACAUGUGAGUGGUUAUUACGUCCUUGAUCUGUCUUCCCAACAAUAUACAGAAAUGAACUUGUCCCGAUUUAGGUUAAGGCCUUGACACUAGAGCUAACUGGUUCAACUUUGAGGUUAUAAAUGAGUGAGUCCGUACUGUGACUAACGGCCUUGGGCAGAGAUAACAACUAUUCUGUCACCUGAUUAGUUGACAAGCGAGAGGAAAGACGAGUUAACUUGAACACUACUCAGUUUAUCUCUAAUUCAGAUUCAAAUUAAUGCAAAAAGUUACGUCAAUAAAUAGAUGACUAACAUGAUCACGACGUCCAAACGAUUAUAAAAAUACAAUUAUGUCCAAACUGGACAUUAUGGAAGUAAAGUCGAGUACCGAAGAUUACGUUUAAAUUACAAUAACUUUGCAACAAAAAAGGGUAUGGCAGGAAGCUUAUGGUUUAUGGAAUCACUAGGAACAAAACUAAGCGUUAGUAUUUCACAAACUUUGAUUUAUGUGAAAUAGUGUUCCUAAAAAUGCCGUCCUUUGUUCGUCGUAGCUUCUUUGUUUCUCUAUUCACGUCAGGGAUUGUAAUACUAUAUAAUUGUUCGAGCCAAAAUAAGCUAAGCGACAUUUGAACCAGCAGCCUGCUGAUUGAAUAUCGAGCCAUUCAACUAAUAAGCCACCAAUUCAUUUACUUUAUAAAUCCUGUUUAAAACUGAAUUACUACUUUGUUACGAUCCAAAACUAUAGUCAUUUUUAAUAAAAAUAACUUUUCUGAAGGUUAAUACUGUCACUGAGUGAAACAAAGCAUGCAGUUGCUUAGUAGUUGAGGUGUUCGGCUUUCAUACAUUACGUUGCGACUUGAACUCCACUCCAUCUACUUCGGUCUGAGCAAGUGAGUAUUAUCACAAAUAGGAAUCUUGUUGCUUCUACAUGAUAGAAACUACACUUUAGACUGAUGAGUAGAAAUAAGGAUCUUUGACGUUUCUCAACUUAAUUUAAGUUGAUUUUUCAGAGUAAAUAAACAAAUAACCGAAAUUAAAUUAAAGUUCCAAACUUGUGUUAGGAUAUUACAAAUAUAUCCUUAUUUUGUUAUUAUUCUACCCAGUCCCUAAUUUAUUUGGAAUAAUCAAGUCAAUGUGUAAGAGACAUGUUUAUAUGAAAAUUAAUAAAGGUCAAACAAAUAAAAGUUCAUUUGAAAAUAAUCAAGAGGAGAGAAAGAAUAAGAAAAAUUGUCGUGUUAUCCUAGGCCAUAGAAUGACUUAAGGAUUACAAGGUAAAUUCAAGGUUAUGACAAAUUGUUUUGUUCACAUAAGGACAAGGUAUGUGUUAAGAUAACAGAAUGUGUUUAUACGCAAGUGAUGUGAGAAGAAUUUCAUUCAACUAAAUAUUGACUACGGUCUGUGUAUAUUAAGAAAAACAGAUCAUUUUUAUAUAUGAAAUGAAUCAAAAAUGCCAAAGACUGCAUUAAACGUAGAUAAAUAAGAUAAGUAAACAAAAUAAAAGAGGAAUGUAUAUGUAAUUGAAGGUGUGUGUUAUUUUAAUGUUCCAAUCAAUUGUUUAACAUAUUCAGAUAAGAUAACGGAUUUGAAUCAUUGAGCGUAUUAUCUAUCAAUUAGUUACUAUGUCAUAAAUAUAUCAAAUGGCAAAAAGGAGAUCAGGUUUACUUAUUAAUUAUUAGUUGCCAUGGGACAGCUAGUUGUAUUCCAUCUCUCCUAUUAAUAUUAAUAUUGCAACUGUGAGUCUGUUCCUUUUUGGGAUUUUUAUAUAUCAUUACCUUAUUUUUUUUAUUUUUUUUAAACAUUGUGAUUUUUUUUUCGUGUUUUUUCUUGGAUAUAUAUAUUUUCCCCUCGUUCAUUAUCGUACUUCAUACUUCAUCAUGACUGAACAGACACCUAAAGUACUCAAGCUUAAGACUUUGUCCCCGCCUUCGUUUCAACUGAUGCCUUUCUAGCCCGACAACAUCGAAGCCUGGUUUCGCUACGCAGAAGCCGACUUCUCCGAGCACGGCGUGAUCGACACACGUGCACAAUUCCUCGCAGUAGUCAAGGCACUACCGCGCGAAUUCAACAGGUACGUAACACCUAGUAUGUUUACUAGUGAUGUUUCCGAUCCUUACGAAAUCUUAAAACGCUCGAUUCUUAAACGAGGAGACCUAACCGAUCGACAAAGGUUAGAUCAACUCUUCAAUAACAUCGACCUGCAACACGGUUCUGUGACGGACAUGUUGCAACGGAUGAGAGAGGUAAUAGGCCCAAGAACUUUCGACGAAGGUCUAUUCAAACAACUCUUCUUGUCAAAACUUCCCCAACAGGUGCAAGCAGUUCUGGUCUCGUUCCAGAACAACGCCUUAGACGAGCUAGCUGCAUCUGCCGACCGCAUUUUAGAAAUUACGAAAUCUACUACCGAGGUAUUUUCAGUCAAAGAAAAACCUCAAACGACUCAGAAUGAUAUAACCGAGUUAUGUCAUACACUCACGCGUUGUCUUAAUCUUCGUACCGACUGUAAGAGACCGCGCACUCCACGUAGAAGCAUUUCACGUAAGCGAUUUGUCUCUAGACCACGAGAGACAGAUAACCCCGACUAGUGCUGGUAUCAUAACCAGUAUGGAAAGUUUUCCAGAAAUUGCAGAAAACCCUGCAAUUUUCCCAACACGAAACCGAGUGACUCGAAAAACAACUCGGGAAACUUCCAAGCCGGCACGCGUUAACGGCAACCGUAGCCGGCGAACAAAGCCGUCUGUUAUUCGUCACAGAUGUGACAACGAGAGCUCGCUACCUCGUCGACACUGGCGCAGAAGUUAGCGUUCUCCCAGCAAAUCCUAACGACCGACUUCACGAAUCGACCCUAAACUUACAGGCGGCAAACGGAAAACCGAUCGCUACGUAUGGCAAAAGGUACGUUUACCUUAACGUGGGUUUACGCAAACCCAUUCACUGGAUUUUCGUUGUUGCAGAUGUUUCUAUGCCAAUCAUUGGUAUGGACCUUCUACAACAUCACAAUCUGAUCAUCGACACGCGCAAACGGAGGCUAGUAGACGGAAACACUAAUUUAUCCGUUUGCGUAACUUCUUUUACUGGUUGCAAAUUAUCCCCAGUCACAAUUAAACAUAUGAUAGACCCACUCUAUCAGCCACUAUUCGAUAAGUACCCUGGGAUACAACAAACUCAACCGAGAUUACCGUGUGUAACCAGCAACGUUACACAUCACAUCACGACUACAGGACCACCUGUAUUUUCUGAAGCACGACGACUAGCUCCCGAAAAGCUAAGGUUAGCGAAAAACGAGUUCGACCAUAUGAUAGACUUAGGAAUCAUACGACCGUCAAACAGCCCAUAUGCAUCUCCGUUGCACAUGGUCCCUAAAAAGGACAGCAACGAUUGGCGUCCAACUGAUGACUAUCGACGAUUGAACGCGAAAACCAUUCCCGAUCGUUACCCGUUGCCUCACAUUCACGAUUUGACAGCUACCUUGAAAGGUACAACUGUCUUUUCGAAAAUCGACUUGGUUAAAGCGUAUAACCAAAUCCCUAUGGCUACUGACGACAUACCGAAAACAGCUAUCAUAACUCCCUUCGGACUCUAUGAAUUUUUGCGAAUGCCUUUCGGCCUAAGGAACGCUGCUCAAACAUUCCAAAGAUUCAUAGACGACGUUUUUCGAGGUCUCAACUUCGUACAUGCGUAUGUUGAUGACUGCCUAAUCGCAAGUCCGGACAGAGAAACACAUCUCAAGCAUCUGGAUCUUGUUUUCGAACGAUUACAAAAACAUGGCAUUACUGUAAACGUUCAGAAAUGCCAAAUUGGAACCGACUCAUUAGACUUUCUGGGACACACUAUCGAUGCUCAAGGUAUCCGACCCCUUAGAACCAAAGUGGCGGCCAUUCUGGAUUACCCAGAACCGACCACCGUCAAGCAAUUACGCACGUUUAACGGCCUCGUAAGUUUCUAUAGACGUUUCAUACCCAAAUGCGCAUUACCGAUGAAACCUCUGUCCGACCAACUUCGUGGAAAUGCGAAAUCCAUUAAUUUGGACGACACCGCACGAAAAGCAUUCUCCACAGUUAAGGAACUGAUUGCUAAAGCAACAAUGCUCGCACAUCAGGACACCGACGCACCGAUUAGUAUCGCAGUAGACGCAUCGGACUCGGCAAUCGGAGGCGUCUUACAACAAUGGGUUAACAACUCCUGGCAACCCUUGGCAUUUUUCUCUAGAAGGUUGCUAGACACCGAAUCGAGGUACAGCACAUUCGGUAGGGAACUCCUAGCUAUGUAUUGUGCUGUACGGCAUUUCCAACACUACAUCGAAGGUCGUGAAUUCACUCUUUUCACGGACCAUAAACCGCUCACUUUCUCGUUAAGCUCUCCUUCUGACAAGUACUCUCCCCGUGAGUCUCGACAACUGGACUACAUUUCGCAGUUUACUUCGGAUAUUCAACACAUCUCUGGAGCAAACAAUGUAGUUGCAGACGCCUUAUCUCGCAUAACUUCCUUGAACAGUUUCCAAGGAAUCGACCUUCUUAAACUCGCCGAGCUUCAAAAAGAAGACAGUGAUCUUCAGCACGAGUUAUCGUCCACAACACUUAAACUAUGCAUCAAACAGAUGGGAACAGGUAAGGAAACCUUACUUUGUGACACAUCUACAGGAAGGGAUCGCCCAAUCGUGCCGAAACAUUAUCGACGCAAUGUCUUCAAUACAUUGCACAAACUUUCUCAUCCAGGCGUCCGUGCAACCAUCAAGCCUAUAGCAGAAAGGUCUUGCUGGCCUGGAAUGAAUAAAGACGUGAGGGAGUGGGCACGCUCCUGUGUAAGCUGCCAAAAAUCUAAGGUUAUCAGACACAAUAAAUGUCCCUUGGGCUCAUUUAGAACUCCCGAUGCUCGUUUCGACCAUGUUCAUCUGGAUUUGGUAGGACCUUUACCAGAUUCAAAUGGAUACUCUUAUCUCUUAACCUGCGUAGACCGUUUCACUCGAUGGCCAGAAGCAGUGCCUAUCAAGGACAUCACUGCUGAAACAGUGGCUCGCACCUUCGUCGAACGAUGGGUAGCAAACUUCGGUUGCCCUUCAACCAUCACUACAGAUCGCGGACGUCAGUUUGAGUCUGAACUUUUCCGUCGUCUGACCACACUUCUAGGAAUCACUCGCUUCCGAACGACCGCCUACCACCCACAAGCAAACGGGUUGGUAGAACGCUUUCACCGACAACUGAAAGCUCCACUAUCAGCUGCAAACGUUUCACAGUGGACCGACGCUCUUCCACUUGUUUUACUAGGUAUUCACAAUGCAGUGAAAGCUGACAUUGGAUACACUGCGGCCCAACUCGUUUAUGGAACGACACUUCGACUUCCAGGAGAAUUCGUGGAUCCUUCGUCCUCUUCAGUGAACAUGGAUCUAACCUCCUACACGAACAGGCUUACAAACGCAAUGCGUUCAGUUAAACCUGCUUCCACUCGACCACAAUCAACCGAUGUUUUCGUUCAACCUGACUUACGAUAUAGUACACACGUUUUCGUUCGUCGAGACUCGCAUCGACGACCAUUCGAAUCAGCAUACGAAGGACCCUUCAAAGUUCUUCAACGUGAAUCUAAGUACUAUAUAGUCGACAAGAACGGAACAAACGAUAGCAUCAGCAUCGAUCGCUUAAAAGCAGCAUAUUUAGAAGGAAAUCCUAUUCACGUCGACUUUCUUUCGGUACAAUCGCACAACACGACUCCUACACAUAAUUCCUCAUCCGACAACCAACACUAGCGAUGAUACUCCGAAUGUAUCUGAAAAUAAACGUAAAACGACGCGUUCUGGAGGAAGAGUAAGAUUUCCAGAACAUUUAAACGACUACUGCACGUAAGGCACUACUCGACAUUUUAUAUUAUCUCGAUUUUUCUUUUUACGAUAUAUAAUAUUUUAAAAAAAAAACAAUUUUAAUAUGCCUAUAUAUUUUUAUUUUUAUUUUUAAAAAAA
Schistosoma haematobium is the source of this 8889-nucleotide messenger RNA. Its product is annotated as Cysteine protease atg4b. Gene Ontology annotation, molecular function: protein-phosphatidylethanolamide deconjugating activity; nucleic acid binding. The record is from RefSeq and is a predicted model, not a curated record. Bases 5902 to 8679 code for a protein of 925 amino acids. The transcript is spliced from 4 exons. Gene Ontology annotation, biological process: DNA integration. NCBI's taxonomy places the organism in Eukaryota, Metazoa, Platyhelminthes, Trematoda, Strigeidida, Schistosomatidae.